This is a messenger RNA of Rodentolepis nana, 489 nucleotides long. The record is from the annotation of a GenBank genome assembly. Lineage: Eukaryota; Metazoa; Platyhelminthes; Cestoda; Cyclophyllidea; Hymenolepididae.
AUGUUGGAUUACCUUAUCGCAAUUUUCCUAUUUGUCGGAAGGAUUAGGGCGCUUCAUGGUUGCAGCCCGCUGACCUACGAUCCCGAAUUAGCUGAACAGGCUCAAAAACACGCUGAAUACCUUGCUUCGAAACGUCGAAUGAUACAUAGUUUAGCUCUUGAUUAUGGUGAAAAUAUUGCCAAAAAAACUGGCACUCCCGGAUUUAAGUUAACCGGCACUGAAGCGACUCUGAUGUGGUACAGUGAAAUCGCCGAUUAUGAUUUCGAAAAGGGAGAUCAGAUAGACUGCGGUCAUUUCACGCAGUGCAUAUGGAAAGACACUAAGAGGGCAGGAUUCGGUAUGUCGAAAACAAGGGAGGGAGAUGUGGCGAUUGUGGUUGGACAAUACAGACCUCCUGGCAAUUACUCUGGAGAUUUUCCUAGAAAGAUACCAUUUCCACUUGAUAGAAACCCGAGAGCCCUCACUAUUAAAGAUAUGUCUACAAUGUGA